AUGAUCUACUUCAUGAGGCAGAACAAGUAUAUAAUGCCACCACUGACCCUCGGGGCCGGAUUUGCCAAACGGCAGUAUCGAAACUUACUUACAGUUUUACUGGGGGAAGAGAUAGCUCUUGACCUUCGGUCUGGAAUAAGUAAUCGCAAUGUAGCGUCUGAGCUUGUAGAUAUCCUUGGACGCGCUCGCAAAGGCGAUUUCAACUAUAGUCACUAUCAACCGUUGGUGCGGCUCGUCAUCCAGAAGGAGCCUGACGUCGAUAUCGGGAAGGCCGUCCUCAACCUCAUCACCACCGUCUCGCGAGCAACCCCUCCAGCGAACAUACCUCCCCCGUCGAUGGGCACACCAGUCAAAUCCACCUCGUCAUCACAGAAUGGCUCCGAGCAGACGCGUGAGUUGGCGAAUCUGAGAAUCUUUGAGGAGAUAUGUGGCUGCACAUUUCAUGACGUUGAUGGCUUUUUUGACAAGUAUUUUGAGGGGAAAAACUGGAGUGAUGAAGCAGAUGCCAUCUGUCAACGCAUGCUAUCCCCAGACAGUAACGAACAACAUCCUCAGCUGGUGGCUUCAUCUUCAAGAAGACCGACCUACUCUCACAAUCACGCAGCACCUACUAGUCCACUAGAUAUCCUGGUAGUUGGCGAGCUCAAAAAAUCCAAUAAGGAGAUCAGGACCAAAGACACUCUGCUGCAGAUGAGCUGCUACGUGCGUGAAGUCUUUGCCGCCCAGCCCACCCGGCGGUUCAUCCACGCGUUUGCCGUCUGCGGGACCAAGAUGGAGCCGUGGGUGUUCGACCGUUCGGGUCCCUAUAGCUCCGGCAUCAUCGACGUCUACCAGGACUCGAGACGGUUCUUUCAGGUGUUUGUCAGGUACACCAUGAUGAGUGAUGAGCAACUGGGACUUGAUACUUUUAUUGCUAGGGAUGAAGACGGAAGCAAAUCAAUAACCCUCAAAGGGCCUGGGACAUUAGAUGAAAAAGUGCUUCAGCUGGGUGGAAUACUUUCCUUUCAACGUGCCAUCGUGUGUCGCGGGACCACAUGUUUUCUCACAAACGAUGGACAAGGCGUAGCUAAAUUCUCGUGGGUGUCGGACAAGCAGCGACCGGAGGUGGAACUCCUCGAGCUAGCAGGCCAAAAGAAUGUCCAAGGAGUUGCAACGAUCAUCGGUCACAGUACCAUCACCAGCAUCGCCGACAUGCGUUGCGGCCUGACCUUCAAUGACAAGCACCAUAACUUCAAAAGCGCAGCCCCCAGCACACCCUCCUCAUUUCAUCAAUCCCAGCCGGUCAUCGAGCCGCUCGGCGCACAAGCCAAGCCUUUUCGACAUGAAUGGCGAGGAACCGUACGAAACCGUGUCCUCCGCUGUCUAGUGAUAUCGCCUGCUGGGCGGCCGAUAUACAGUUAUGAAUCACCCUUGGAGCUGCUCAUGGCGCUUCGCGAUGCAAUAAAGGCGCAUCAGUGUCUUUACCUGGACGGGAAUAUCCUUCAUCGGGAUAUUUCAGAGAACAAUAUAAUAAUCACCGAUCCAGACAAGGCGGGCGGUCACUCGGGCAUGCUAAUCGAUUUGGAUCUUGCCAAAGAUGUUGGGAGCGGGCGAAGUGGUGCGCGGCACUGGACUGGCACGAUGGAGUUCAUGGCGAUUGAGGUGCUGCUUAAUAUCGACCAUACCUAUCGGCAUGAUCUCGAGUCGUUCUUCUACAUGCUUAUCUGGCAAUGUGCCCAUCACGGUUUGGAGUUAAAAACGCCGCAAACAUCUCAUCAACUGCAAGAAAGGCCUGAAUCUAGUCUGCUCAAGAAAUGGUACACUGGCAACUACGAGGAAAUUGCAACUUAUAAAUGA
Molecule: messenger RNA, 1836 nt
Organism: Paracoccidioides lutzii Pb01
Exons: 4
Coding region: 1-1836 (611 amino acids)
Biological process (GO): protein phosphorylation
Molecular function (GO): ATP binding; protein kinase activity
Source: RefSeq, a predicted model, not a curated record